AAUUAAUUUUUGAUUUUUAAAAUGAUGGUUGAAAUGGUAUAAUAACAAGAUAUAUAAAUUUCAUUCAAGGAUUCGUAUAAACAAAUAGCUCCCUUGUUGAUGACAGCCCUUUGUGUUUUCGUUUUGGCGUCUCCUGUCUUUCCGGCAUAGCAUCCUUAUAUUGAGAACUCGUGAGGAUGUCGUUGCCCACGAAUUAUCGGCAAGUGGCCAUGAUGGGUGCAGCGCCGACACCUGGCCCAACACAUGUUUACAUGCCUGGGUCCACCAUGAUGAGCAACAUUUUGAAAGCCACCACGACCUCAUCUUCCUCCACCUCUCCUGGGAAUGGAGGCACAGGGAGUACCAAAGAUCGGUUGGCUCGUACUCCAAACACUCCAUCAUCGUCCUCAAAGGGUGUAGGUGAAGCCAAUGUGCCAAGUCCAUUUUCUUCGUCACACCUAGGAAACCCUGCCUUUAACCCUCAGAAAAUGGGUACAGGCAAGGGAGGGGUGAGUAAGCAAAGCGGCGAAGGGCGAAUCCCGAAACCACCAAAAGCUCCUGACAAGCCAUUGAUGCCCUACAUGAGAUACUCUCGCAAGGUUUGGGACCAAGUUAAAGCUGCGAACAAUGAUUUGAAAUUAUGGGAAAUUGGCAAAAUUAUUGGAUCCAUGUGGCGAGACCUUCCUGAAGCAGACAAACAGGAUUACGUUGAUGAAUAUGAGACAGAGAAGGCUGAAUACACUAAGGCUCUAGAGGUGUAUCACAACUCGCCUGCCUACCAACAGUAUCUGGCGGCCAAGUCCAAAGGGUUUUACCACCCAGCAGGAACGGCAGCAGUGGAAGAGAAGGAAGUCCUAGACCGCUCAUCCAGCUCUACAGCUGUGGGUACCAAACUUGACAGACGUAUUGAUAUCCAACCUGCAGAAGAUGAGGAUGAUUAUGAUGAUGGAUUAAGUGUUAAACAUGUUUCUCAUGCAAGGUAUGUACGCAAUCAUCGCUUGAUCAAUGAAAUAUUUAGUGACACAGUGGUUCCAGAUGUGAGGUCUGUAGUGACAAGCCAGCGUCUUACUGUUCUGCGUCGACAAGUCCAGUCUUUAACAAUGCAUCAGAAAAAACUGGAAACUGAAUUGCAACAGAUUGAGGAAAAGUUUGAGGCUAAAAAGAGAAAGUUUGUUGAAGCAGGGGAUAGUUUUCAAGGUGAAUUAAAGAAAGUUAAGGCUAUGGCUCCCAAGUUAGACGAGGCAUCAUUUGCUGCUAUGGUUGAACGUCAGAAAGAAGUAUUACGAAGGGAAGCUGAGGAGAGACAAAGGAGUGCCCAGGGUCUUCCUGUGCGACCCCCUUCAGCAUCUUCCCAAGGAGGAUCUGCUAACAAUCCUUCAAAUCGUGAGGAUAGCAGUGAAGCUGCAGGACCUGCUCCUCAGAAUACUGCUACACCAGUUGAAGCCUCCUCUUCACCAGCACCCAUGCAGGAGAAUGACAUGGGCGGAGAGGAUGAUAGCAAGAUGGAAGCCUCCAAUGUGACGUCUACAGCUGCCUCAUCUACACCAAGUAGUGCAGCCCCUACCACUACCACAACUGCUGCAACUGCAGCUGUCAAUGGACCCACCUCUGCUGCUGCCUCACCCACUGACCAACCUGCUCCUGCAGUCAUCCCAAGCAGCAUGGCACCUGCAGUCCGCACUGUACCACAGCAGAAUCUGCCAGCUGCAGCUCCUGCCAACACAGCUCCCUCUCUUCCUCCCAUGGCUCCUCAUCCCUCUGUCAGUUCUCACCCUAAUGUAGCCAGUCAUCCUGGUGUUCCUCCCUAUUCCAAUGUUGCCACAGCUCCUGGUAUCCCUACAGGUGCCCCUCAUCCUUCAGGGCCUACGCAUCCCACAGGGCCUUCUCUUCCUGGUGGGGCUCCUCAUCCUGGUGGGGCUCCUCAUCCUGGUGGGCUCCUCAUCCUGCCGGGGCUCCUCAUCCUGCUGGGGUUCCUCAUCCUGGCGGAACGCCUCUUCCAAGUGGAGCACCUCACCCAUCAGGAACUCCUCAAACAACAGCAACUCCUCACCCCACAGGAGCCCUUCACCAAACGGGGCAGCCACACCCAUCAGGUGUCCCACAUUCAGCAGUCCCUCAUCCAACUGCUGCUCCUCAUCCUGGUGGGCACACUACAGGAGCACUGCAUUCAGUGGGAGUUGCCCAUGCUGGAGGUCCUCACCAAGGAGCACCUUCGCAUCCUGCAAGUGGUCCUCCUCAUGCAGGAGGACCUUCUCACCCUUCAGGUCCUCCUCAUGGUGGCCCCCCACACCCUUCAGGCUCUCCAUACUCUGCAGGUCCUCCUCACCCUGGACUCCCCCACCCUGCAGGGACACCUCUCCCUUCCGGUUUGCCCCAUCCUUCUGCUCCUGUAGGUAUGGCCCCCAGUAAUGCCAUUCCCUCAUACACAGUAGCACACACUGCUCCUAUGCAAACUAUAGUUACAUCUCAGGCCCCACCGCUGCCUUCUGGACCCAUUCCAGUUCAGGUUGUGGGCCAUGGUCCAGGCCCUCCUCUAAAUCCUUCUCCCCAAGCCACUACACCACCAAGUGCCCCUCCUCCUUCAUAAUUUAGCAUUUUUAUUUCUAUUUUCCUUAGUUUUUUCAUUUUACUUAAUACUAUUCGGAGAUUGUAUUUUCAUACAUUUUAUUUAGUUUACUGUAGUAAUUUAAUAGUUUGUCCAAAUUUCAGACUUUGCAUCCCCUUAUAUUGCCAUCAGGUUUUAAUGUAAGUUGAAGAUUCCUUUUCUUUUGAUUUUAAGGUGAAUUGGAUUAUUUAAUUUUGUCAUAAUUGUAGAACAGGGGAGACUAUUCUGUCAUUUAACUAGUACAUAUAAAUGAGUAUGAAAUGUUGCUUGGCAACCUUAGAUAUGAAGUUCCUCUAAGGGAAAGAAGAAAAUUAAUGUGUUGCAAGACUAGCAUCUGUAGUGACUUAUUGAAUUAAGAUUUUCACUUUCAUCUUUUUUCAUUGUUAUUCAUUGCAUUCUGUUUUGUCAGUGAUGCCUGCAUGAAUGCAAGUGUACCAUCAGUAAUACCAGAAUCUUAGUGUUAUUGAAAGGGCACAAAUUGCACAUUCACCGUGGAGACAGUAGGACUGUACAAUAGCUUAAAUUGUAUCAUUUUUUCAAUGAUAAAAACAUUAUUAUUGUAUUUCACUUUAGUCUCAGCACAUGUCAGUAUAAGUCUUAUUUGGUGUGUUGAUUAUCUUAAGUGUGUACAUUAUUUACUUACUAGUAAUAUUCUCAAGUGUUAUUGAUAAAUUUAUCAUUUGUAGUAAAAUGUAGCAGAUAAUUCAAUCACAGGCAUUUUUAUGGCAAGGGAGGUUAGUGUGUGUGUGAUUUUAUUGAUGAAAUGUUAAGUUAGGGAAUCCUUGUGUAAAUGAGGUGGUAAUACUAUUUUAGAUUUAAGAUAGUUCAACUUUAUUGGACCUAUCUGAUAUAAAUGUAACAAUUAAGUGACUAUAAUCUCUUUCUGAUUAUUUCUCUUGGAAUAAAUGUUACAUAGUUCCACUGUCUUGCUUGAAAGCUGUCAACGGUCUGUAACAGUUUACAAUGAAAGUCCAAAAAAAUCAAUGAAAGUCCAAAAAAAUCAGGUUAAUUUAUAUACAGUAUAUGUAUUUAACAAUAUAUAGUUAGUAAAAAUUUGAUGAAAGACAUUGUAUUGUUUAAUUUUAUUUUUAUGUUGCAUUGCUGUCUUUAAAACUUGAGUUUUUGUAGACAUGGACUUCAAUUAUGCAUCCAAGAUAAACCUUGAAAUUUAAGUAUAUUUGAACAGUGUGUAGAUUGAAUUUUAAGCAACUCAACAGUGAAUUAUGUCAAUGUAUAAAUAAAAUUUGUAUAAUUAUAA
Molecule: messenger RNA, 3842 nt
Organism: Macrobrachium nipponense
Lineage: Eukaryota; Metazoa; Arthropoda; Malacostraca; Decapoda; Palaemonidae
Product: SWI/SNF-related matrix-associated actin-dependent regulator of chromatin subfamily E member 1-like
Exons: 14
Coding region: 177-2372 (731 amino acids)
Biological process (GO): negative regulation of DNA-templated transcription
Cellular component (GO): SWI/SNF complex
Molecular function (GO): nucleosomal DNA binding; nuclear receptor binding
Source: RefSeq, a predicted model, not a curated record